CGUAGCCUGCGAUCACACUCGUAACUGCGAGAGGCAGGAUCGCAUCCCUCUUUUUAGAACGAUCUGAGAUGUUCGUCAAGCGAAAUCUUACUACACCUUCUCUCCCCCGAUUCCUUAUUCCGGCGUCGCCUUGGGCUUUGCAGCGGCUGAUCUGCGCUCACUUUCGGGAGCGCAGCUAAAUAAAAAGAGAAAGGUCACACGAAGUGGGAGAUUUGCGUGCGCCGAGGAUGAUUUGUGACAACCGGGAGCUCAUCAAGCUACAUCGGCAGUAACUUAAAAGAUCACAGUUAAAACGGGUUUACACUCAAGCGGCUGAAGAUAUUUUUUAAUCAUGCCUGUUCGGAGAGGUCAUGUCGCGCCUCAGAACACGUUUCUGGGCAUUAUUAUAAGGAAAUUCGAGGGACAAAACAAGAGGUUCGUCAUAGCCAACGCCAGAGUGGAGAACUGUGCCAUCAUCUACUGUAACGAUGGCUUCUGUGAGAUGACAGGCUUCUCCAGGUCGGACGUCAUACAGAAGCCGUGCACCUGUGACUUCCUCCACGGCGAGCUCACCAAGAGGCACGCCAUCGCACAGGUGGCUCAGGCCGUGCUGGGCUCUGAGGAGAGGAAGGUGGAAAUCACAUACCAUCGCAAGGACGGAUCCGACUUCCUGUGCAACAUUCACAUAAUCCCGGUGAAGAACGAGGAAGGUGUGGCGAUGAUGUUCAUCCUAAAUUUUGAUUACAUGCUGGACGAGGGAAGCAGCGACUCUCUGGAGAAGCUGGGCCAAACAACUCCACCCAAAUCUGACCACAAAAAGGGAAGAUUUUUCCGGUUACGACUACCAGCCUUGAACCUACUGGGCAGCAGCAAGCAGUCGCUUCCUCAGGAGGAUCCGGAUGCUGUGAUGAUAGAUCUCCCCAAACGGAGCGACGAAUCCAUCACAAUGAGGGAUUUAAAGUCCCCCACCAAAGAGAGCUGCAGCCCCUCGGAAGUGGACGACACCAGGGCCCUCAUCGGCUCAAGCCGGUGUCUGACGCCCGUCAAUGUCUCAGGGCCCCUUGAUCACUCCUCCCCCAAGUGGCAGUGGGACCGAUUAUACCCUGACCCUCCCCAGGCCAUCACCUUCCUAGCCCAGGGUACACUGCGGGAUAGUCUCUACAGCAUGAGACGGGCGUCCUCUGUCCAGGACAUCGAGGCCUUCAGGUCCAGCACCAAGAGUGCAUUCAGGGACCGUCAUCCAAGUGAAGGCUGCUCGUCAGACGACGGUCAGAAUGUGAAAGGUCCAUUCAACCAUCUAAAAUCAAGCCUACUAGGCUCUACGUCAGAUUCCAACCUCAAUAAGUACAGCACCAUCAACAAAAUCCCACUUAUUACGCUCAACUUCUCCGAAGCAAACAACGAGAAGAAGAUGGCUUCCCCUCCGACGUCGGAGAAGACCAUAAUUGCACCAAAGGUCAAGGACCGAACGCACAAUGUUACAGAGAAAGUUACACAGGGGGAGUUUGUCUUCGGAAGUACCCUGCCCGUAACUGCCACCGGGCAGAUGCAACAAGUUCUGUUCACAUGCGGAAGACCGCAAAGGGUACUGUCGCUGGGUGCAGAUGUGUUGCCGGAAUAUAAAUUACAGACGCCACGUAUCGAGAGGUUGACCAUACUCCACUACAGCCCCUUCAAGGCCGUGUGGGAUUGGCUCAUCCUCCUGCUGGUCAUCUACACAGCCAUCUUCACUCCCUACUCCGCUGCCUUCCUCCUCAAUGACCAGGAGGAGCAGAAACGGCGCGAGUGCGGCUACUCCUGCAACCCGCUGAACCUGGUGGACCUCAUAGUGGACAUCAUGUUCAUCAUAGACAUCCUGAUCAACUUCCGCACCACCUACGUCAACCUCAACGACGAGGUGGUCAGCCACUCGGGAAAGAUCGCCGUCAACUACUUCAAGGGCUGGUUCCUGAUUGACAUGGUUGCUGCCAUCCCCUUCGACUUGCUCAUAUUCGGAUCUGGGUCUGAUGAAACGACCACUUUGAUUGGCCUGCUGAAGACGGCUCGUCUGCUACGGUUGGUCCGCGUGGCCCGGAAGCUUGACCGCUACUCGGAGUACGGAGCCGCCGUGCUCAUGCUGCUCAUGUGCAUCUUCGCCCUCAUCGCCCACUGGCUGGCCUGCAUCUGGUACGCAAUCGGCAACGUGGAGAAGCCGUACCUGGAGCACAACAUCGGCUGGCUGGAUAACCUGGGCGUGUCCAUCGGGAAGAACUACAACUACAGCGACCCCAACUCUGGGCCCUCCAUCAAGGACAAGUAUGUGACGGCGCUCUACUUCACCUUCAGUAGCCUGACCAGCGUCGGCUUUGGCAACGUCUCGCCCAACACCAACUCUGAGAAGAUCUUCUCCAUAUGCGUCAUGCUGAUUGGCUCCCUGAUGUACGCCAGCAUCUUCGGCAACGUGUCGGCCAUCAUCCAGCGGCUGUACUCGGGCACGGCGCGCUACCACACGCAGAUGCUGCGGGUACGAGAGUUCAUCCGCUUCCACCAGAUCCCCAACCCCCUGCGGCAGCGCCUGGAGGAGUACUUUCAGCACGCCUGGACCUACACCAACGGCAUCGACAUGAACAUGGUCCUAAAAGGUUUCCCAGAAUGCCUCCAGGCAGACAUCUGCCUCCACCUCCACCAGAACCUGCUAGAGAGCUGCAAAGCCUUCCGGGGGGCCACCAAGGGCUGCCUUCGGGCCCUGGCCAUGAAGUUUAAGACCACCCACUCCCCCCCUGGAGACACACUGGUCCACAGCGGCGACGUCCUCACUGCGCUCUACUUCAUGUCCCGUGGCUCCAUCGAGAUCCUGAAGGACGACAUUGUGGUGGCGAUACUGGGAAAGAACGACAUCUUCGGUGAAAUGAUCCACCAAUACGCUAAGCCUGGGAAGUCCAACGCAGAUGUCAGGGCACUGAGUUACUGUGACCUGCACACCAUCCAGAGGGAAGACCUCCUGGAAGUGCUGGACAUGUAUCCAGAGUUUUCAGACCACUUCCUGACCAACCUGGAGCUCACGUUCAACCUGAGGGACGAACCGGCUAAGGCUAAUUUUUCACACAGCAGUGAGUCGGAUGGGGACAGUGUCAGAUUCAGAAGAAAUAUUUCCUUUAUGCAAAAGCCAUCGCAUGGAGGAAACAAUGAUGGACUGAGCGAGGCUGGUGCAGAGCAGUACUUCUACCCAAGGAGGGACUCCGAGGACAGAGGUGACACCGGCCAGGAGGAGGAGGAGGAGCAGAGGCCUCUGUGUACCGGGAUCCAGGGCUACCCUUUAGUACGGGACCAGAGCCUUAGUCCGGACCUAAAGUACACCACUGACAUCCAUGCAAGACACCAUCUGGAGCAGAGUCAGUUAUUCAAAGAUCGUCGUGGUGAAGAAUGGGCUUGUGAGAGGCUGAUGGGCCGUAUUGAUGAGUUGGGGCAAUCCCAAGACUCAAAGGGCGCGGACGAAACGGAGAGCGACAUCACGUACGGGGAAGUGGAGCACCGACUGGACCUCCUGCAGGAGCACCUGAACAGGCUGGAGUCCCAGAUGACGUCGGACAUUCAGGCCAUCCUGGAGCUGCUGCAGAGACAGUCCGCCGUGGGACCCCCUGACUACAGCACUCUGACAGCCAGGGUGGAGCAGCACAGACCUGCCAUCAGGGUCACACCUGUCACAGCCAGCCAGACUGAGCACAGCAGCCAUCUCGCCUCCUCACAGGGCCUAGAAUCCCACACCUUGGAGACAUCAAUCAAGAAGCCCAAAGAAUCUCUAUCAGGUAUGGACGAUAUGGAGGGAGCUUCAGGAGACAGCUUCCCGGCUCUGUCCCAGCUGCACGUAGAAGGGAGCGGCAGGAACCAGCAGAACCGGCCACCUUCCCUCGACCAGCAUCAGUCCAAAUCCCAGUCUCUUUCGAUGCGACACCCUUCCUUGCCUGACUCACCGCUCACCACCGGAGGAACUGUGGGGCUCUAUAGGCCAGUGUCAGAUCCUGGGCUUCCCGGGAAGCAGGCCUGAGAAUUAUCAUUAUGCCUCCAUUGCAACAAAAAUCCUUUGAUGUUUGACUCAGGGUCUAGAAGGAAACUGUAUUGUCAUAUGCAAGGAAUACUGCAGCCCCCUAACCUGCCUCAUUCAUAUAUACAAUUCUAGACACUUAAUUCAACAAAUAGUCAUUAAAGGGAACACAUUCUUUAUAUAUCAUGUACACUGCCAGCAGCACAAGGCACCUUACCGUACUCGUCCCAAAAAAAAAUGCAUGUUUAAAAACAUUUUCCUUUUAGAUGACGCUUACUCAGACAAACCUAAAUGCACAGCAUGAACCUUUUAAACUAUAAACUGCAGCAUCAGAAUAAGUGUUCAUUAAAUUUGACUGCAAAAUGUAAACAUACCAUUAAAAAUGCUUUAAGGUUCCACGUAAAAUACAUCCAUACACAGGCUCAGCAUAUUGUUCAGUAACCAAGUCACACUGUAGUCCACACAAUCCACAUACACAAUAGUUGUUUCAGUAUAAGCAACUGUUCAUUCUUUUCAAACACCACAAAAUUUAUACAAAAUCUGGGAUUGCUUUAAGGGGAAAAUGCAUACGAAUAAUAUGUCCUGAUCUAACAGCAAUAAUAUCAACUUCAGCAUGUGAUUUUGGAUCAAUAUUUCAAAAUUAAGUGUUUUUCCAUCUGUCCAUUUUCUCAGACAUUUGUUUCAAUUGUUUUUCCACCUAUCAAGUUUAAUAUAUUUAUCUACACAAUUGAAACAACAUACCUACCCUAAAUUCGUAAUUUAGGGUUAAAUAUUUAGGGUAUAUUUUUUACCCUUUUGAUAGAGUACAUGCACAGAGUUUUAAUAUGGAUUUCUGUUUCAUUUUAAAUGCUGAACUUUUAAUUUGAUAUACAAACUGGAUGGUGCAUCACUUGGGAUUAUUGUGACAUAAUUAACUCAUAAUUGCUGAACUGAUAUAAGUAUAAAAUCCAAUAAUAAUUGAAAGAACUGUUAUUAAAGCUUCCAUCCUCAACAAUAGCAGUAAUAAUAUUAUAGAGAAAAUUUUACAAAAUCAUUAUAGAGCAUUUGCAAUGGCUGUUGGGGUCUGGGUUUAAAGUGAAAUGUUUAGUUAUUUAAAGCAUAAACAAUUUUUUAAAAAUCAUCAGGCACAAUACAUUUACAAAGGCAAGAAAAUAGCUGUCAUUCAAACAUAAUUAGUGCCAUUUAAUUUCUCCCCCAAAAUUAAUAGUAUCACACUCUGAUUCUCAUCAACGGGCUUGUGGUCUGAAACAUAUGGUCCAGUGGACAUUCCAAAAAAAUGCAAGAAAAAGUCUGUUUCCAAAGUUACUGGUUAUUAAUGUUGAAAAUGGACGUUUGGGUCUCAGUAC
Paramormyrops kingsleyae is the source of this 5346-nucleotide messenger RNA. RefSeq names its product voltage-gated inwardly rectifying potassium channel KCNH7. Gene Ontology annotation, biological process: potassium ion transmembrane transport; regulation of membrane potential. NCBI's taxonomy places the organism in Eukaryota, Metazoa, Chordata, Actinopteri, Osteoglossiformes, Mormyridae. Gene Ontology annotation, cellular component: plasma membrane. Gene Ontology annotation, molecular function: inward rectifier potassium channel activity. The record is from RefSeq and is a predicted model, not a curated record.